UUGGAGAUGAAAAUUUGGUUGUAAAUAUUCGUGAAGGAAAUUUACAUUAUGAAAAACAAGUCCCUUCAAAUAAUGAAGUUGCAGAAACUUCGUCCACUCAACAAAAUCUUCCUGAAUAUAGUGAAAAUAGCUCAGAGGAGGAAGAUAAUGCUGGUGAUGUUAGUGACAUUAGUAAAGUUGACCUAACUACAACACAUUGGAUAAGUAUUCUACAAUUUGAACAAAUAGUAUCGCAUCAUACAUUAAUGAUGCCAAAUGAAUUAGAAAUAUCUGAUAGUAGUGAUCUAUUAUUUUUAGUUUGUAGUUUUAUUAAUGCUUUUAAUACAAACUUAGAUGAGGCUGUAAUUCCUGGAAGCACUGAAAAUAAAAUUCCAGGCUAUUGCAAAAUUCCACGAAAACCACACCCUGUAGAACAAGAAUGGAAAACUCUUGCUAAUGGUUUAACAAAUAUUAUUAUUCAAUUAGAACCUUGUAAAGACAAGGAAAUUGAAAAAAAUAAUGGUCAUACAGUAAUUGGUGAUAGUUGGUUCGGUUCACUUAAACUUUGUAUUGCAUUAAUGCAAAAUAGAUUGUAUAGUAUUUUUCAUAUAAAAAAAAAGCAUGGAUGGCCAAUCAAUUAUCCACAAGAUAUGGUUGAAAAACUUGAUAGUACUUACGGAUCUUGUGUAUCAAAAGUUACAACAAUUGAUGAUGUACAAUUAAUAGCAGCUUCUUUACGGGAUCAAAAACCUCAAUAUAUAAUUACAACAGCAUCUACAAUAGCAAAAGCUGAUGAGAUUGAACGUGUAGUUAAAAAUAAUACUGGCUCAACAACUAUUAAAUUUACAAGACCUAAAGUCUUUUAUGAAUACUCACAAGCUAAAGGGGCCAUGAAUAUUAAUAAUCAA
This is a messenger RNA of Racocetra persica, 887 nucleotides long. The record is from the annotation of a GenBank genome assembly. Lineage: Eukaryota; Fungi; Glomeromycota; Glomeromycetes; Diversisporales; Gigasporaceae.